ACUUUUGAAAGUAGGGUAUAGCCUCCCAGAUGGAAAAAUACAUGAAGUCAAAAGGUUGGGAAUCAAGAGGGAAGACAAACUAAUUGGGGGAAGAGGCGACCACAUUGGAAGAAGAACACAGUGGAGAAGUGUAAAGAAAGCUGAUUGAAGCAUUUGGCUGCUUCAGGAACUCUCCUUCCUGGAGAGAAAGAGGAAAGCGAAGGGAUUAACAAGUUGGGAAUACAGAACAGAACCUAACAACAACACCGGACAGAACUGAAACACAUCCUCAGGAUGUCAGCGUCUCGGAAAUGUUUGUGCUGCGUCAAAUAUGUGAUGUUUGUCUUUAACCUCAUCUUCUGGCUGGGAGGAUGUGGACUGUUUGGCGUUGGCGUCUGGCUGUCUUUCACUCAAGCUGAGUUUUCAUCUCUUCCUCUAUCCUUCCCAUCGCUCUCGGCAGCCAAUUUGCUGCUAGUCGCUGGUGGGAUCACUAUGGUAACGGGCUUCCUUGGUUGUCUUGGAGCGCUUAAGGAGCAGCGCUGCCUGUUGUUCAUGUUCUUUGUGAUCCUGUUGCUCCUGGUCCUGACAGAAGUGGCACUCGCACUGGUCAUACACAUCUUUCAAGACCAGCUGGAUUCCAAAGCACAAGGCGAGUUGAAAGAAGGGAUGAAGAGCUAUGAAUCGGAACCUGGGCUUAAAACAUCGUGGGAUAAUGUUCAAAAAAUAUUCAAAUGUUGUGGCAUCACCAAUAAAACUGACUGGUAUGAAGUACUCAAUGGAACGUUGCCAUCGUCCUGCUGCUCUUCCGGGAUUGACCAAUGCACUGAUGGAUGGAGUGAGCCUUGUUAUCAGAAGGCCAGGGAAUGGCUUCUGGAUAACAUUCCAUCUGUUCUGGUGUUUGGGGUGUGCAUUGGUGUCAUUCAGAUCUUAGCCCUGGUGUUCUCCAUGCUGAUGUACUGCCAAAUUACGUGUGCCGAGAAGUAUUUGGACUGACUGUGGACCUGCUGACAAGCCCAUUAAAAUACUGUUUCAAAUACCAAGCCAAGCUACAGUUACCACAGCGCUAAACUGACACACAUUGCAGCAGUGGUAAAACUGUGAUGUUUUAGGGUUUUUUUUUCUUCCCAAUGCGAUCUCAAAAAAACCUUCCGAUUGUUCAUGAAAAGUGUCGAAAAGGUUUGUUGUUGUUUUCCUAAGCAUUUGAAACCAAAACCGACAUGUGCAGUGGAUGUCCUCAAACAUAAAUCAAUGUUUUAAAUCAGAUUAAUACAGUUUUAUGUGCAUAAACACGCACUUGAGCACGUAGUGUUAUGGUUUACGCAACCUUGAUAUUUUUCAAGAUUUUCCUCUGUAGCUAAUUGUUCUAUGGAAUAUCGUAAGAGCAUAGCACAAUUUGGAGAAAUUAAUAAGCAGAAUACUUCCCCGAUGCACUGAAUCAAAAGCUGAUCAUCUCACGACACUGUCACCAUUUGUUUAGGGAGGUAAUUUUGAUAUUCACUUUAUGUUUGUUGUUGGGUAAAAAAAUAUGUUUAUAUUUUCUUCUUGUCAGUGUAGCUAUUUUUGCGUACGGUUAGACCUCUAACCUCUAAAAGUACGCUUUAGACUAUUAUGGUCCAAAGUAUUUGAUGAUCUUUGCCUUGACCCUCACAAUUUGUGCUGCAAAUUAAAUUGAAUUAAUGUAUUUUUUUUGCUAAAAAAUUAGUAACAGCUUACCUUAUCGUAAGAAGCCUUGUUGUCUAUUAGGCACAUUUAGGAUAUGAAAUUAUUUCUGCACUCCGGCUGUUUGUUUCAACAAGUGGGAUUUAAUGAUCUAUGAUAUUUUUCUAUGCUUUUCAAUUUGUUUCUGUGCCUUACAUAUUAUCAUAUUUUGUUGUUCUAUUGUUUGGAGUGUGAUUAUUCGACUGCACUAAAUUAGCUCUAUUGGAUUUGGCCGAUCUGAGCUGAAAUAAAACAAAAAAAAUUCUACAAGAUUCUUUCCAGUCAACAAUUUUAUUUUUUUAAACAUUCCAAAAAAAGCUUCUUUUUUUUUAAACAAUAAAACAUUAUUUUUUUCAAACAUUCCAAAUCAAGAUCUUUUUUUUUUCAUAAAACAAAGUGGGAAAAAAAUACAUUGUACUUUCAAUACACUCACAAUUUCAAGAGUGCAAAAACACACACAAUAAAGCUCACAGAGCCAUUAGAUAAUUGGCACUGAUGCGUAAACUGGCCUUGCUUCACAGACUUGCGCUGACUCCACAUUCAAACUUGUCAAGAAUCAUGUUUUCCCCCAUAUUGCCGACUGACGAACUUGUACAGGCUGUGAAUAAGGCUGUGAAUAAAUAUAGUGUAUAUCAUUGCUUCACCUCUUGUUCCUCUUUUGUUUUGAAAGCGUGUAGUUAGAAAUACCACCAACAGUCAAAUCAGCAUGCUGUUAUUAUUAUUUUGGUACGUUUCAUGCAAGAAUGAUGAUUUUUUUUUCUCUUAAAGCAACACUAGGUAACUUUUCAACCUUUAUAAAAUAUUUUCAUAACAUUUGUGAUAAUAUAUCGACUGACAACUAGUUGAAUGACACCUCUUUUAUAUCUUGAGGGGUUCUGUAUCGUUUUCACCGGUACUAAUUAACUUUGAGGAGGGUGGCAGGAAUCCUGCCACACAAAAAAAACUACAAAUGCGCUGACUGCUUUACGGCAUACGUCACUUCCCCCUUUCCCCAUUCAUUAUAAAGACAGCAGUAGAUGUGAACACUUCCGCGUGAAUGCUGCAAAGAUGGCAGAGCAACAAAAGAGACAAAAUGUUUUGUCUGAGGAAGAAUAAGGAUAUAAGGGCACUCAACAAUAAACAUUGGCCCGGCUUUCACUCGCUGGCGUGACGCCCCCCGUCCCCCAAACCGAACUUGUCAGCGUUG
Molecule: messenger RNA, 2863 nt
Organism: Corythoichthys intestinalis (scribbled pipefish)
Lineage: Eukaryota; Metazoa; Chordata; Actinopteri; Syngnathiformes; Syngnathidae
Gene: tspan4b
Product: tetraspanin 4b
Exons: 8
Coding region: 274-972 (232 amino acids)
Cellular component (GO): plasma membrane
Source: RefSeq, a predicted model, not a curated record